This is a messenger RNA of Dissoconium aciculare CBS 342.82, 641 nucleotides long. RefSeq names its product cytochrome c oxidase subunit IV. The record is from RefSeq and is a predicted model, not a curated record. The transcript has 3 exons. Gene Ontology annotation, biological process: mitochondrial electron transport, cytochrome c to oxygen. The coding region runs from base 62 to 592 and encodes 176 amino acids. Lineage: Eukaryota; Fungi; Ascomycota; Dothideomycetes; Mycosphaerellales; Dissoconiaceae.
GAUCCACACGUCUAGCCGAGACACCAAUCACAUCUCCACUCUCGUCGACCUCUCCGUCAACAUGUACCGAACCACUCCACUCCUUCGUCAAAUCUCUUCCGCCAGCCGGACAGCAUCUGCCUCCAUCGCCCGCAACCAGACCUCAUUGCAACAGGUCCGAUGCGCACAUGCUAUUUCCAACCCGACCCUCGCAAACAUUGAGAAGAGAUGGGAGGCCAUGCCGCCGCAGGAGCAGGCUGAUCUGUGGAUGGCCCUGCGCGACCGCAUGAAGGCCAACUGGAACGAACUUACCGUACAGGAGAAGAAGGCCGCAUACUACAUUGCUUUCGGCGCCCACGGUCCUCGUGCUCAGACUCCUCCUGGUGAGAACACCAAGGUCUUCAUCUACACCAUGAUCGGUGUUGCCGCGGCCGGUGGAAUCUUCUUCGGCACUCGCAGCUUCGCUCGCGGCGAGCCACGAACCAUGACCAAGGAGUGGCAAGAGGCCACCAACGAAUACUUCAAAGAAAACAACAUCGAGAACAUCACCGGCGUCAGCUCCGAGGGAUACGUUGGUGUCGGCCAAGUACAGUCAAAGCCGGCGAAGGAAUAAGCUCGCGGUCGAUUCAGCAGCAUGGGGAGAUGAUCCCACGAUGACCCAG